Colletotrichum lupini is the source of this 1875-nucleotide messenger RNA. RefSeq names its product SH3 domain-containing protein. The record is from RefSeq and is a predicted model, not a curated record. Lineage: Eukaryota; Fungi; Ascomycota; Sordariomycetes; Glomerellales; Glomerellaceae. Gene Ontology annotation, molecular function: phosphatidylinositol binding; protein binding. Bases 1 to 1875 code for a protein of 624 amino acids. The transcript has 3 exons.
AUGCUCAUACCCACGAUGAAUCGCGAAUCAAUGUCCAGAAAUCGGUUUUCCGAUCACUUACUGACAGUCCCUCACCUUAUGCAGGCCCUCCGUCGGUCCAUCAAGGGCGAAAAGGAUAAUGCCAAAGUCAACAUUGCCCCCAAGUCUGCUGUUGCUAUUGUCCCCCCAAAGAAGGUUAUCCGAGCCCUAUACGAUUAUGAAGCCCAGUCCAACCAAGAGCUGAGCUUUUCGCGCGGCGACUUCUUCCACGUCAUCGGCAGAGAGAACGACCCCGACUGGUACGAAGCCUGCAACCCAGCACUGCCCGACGCCCGCGGCCUCGUACCUGUAGCCUUUUUCCAAGCAUUAGGCCGAACCGAAAGAGAUAGUGGCCAGUCCGACGGUGCUAUGCCCCGGCCACCAACCAUGUCUCCGACAAUUUCCAAGAACCCCGAUCACGAUUCCGGCUAUGCCGAGGCUGCGCCGCCUCCCGGCGCAAUGCAAUCACCACCCGCAACUCAGCCGACGCAGCGUAUGUCUAGGUCCGGCAGCAGGUCCGGCGCGAUGGUCUAUGGUAUCGUCAUGUACGACUUUGUUGCAGAGCGCGCCGACGAGCUGGAGGCUAAGGCUGGUGAGGCCAUCAUCGUCAUUGCUCAAUCAAACCCCGAAUGGUUUGUCGCCAAGCCUAUCGGCAGAUUGGGAGGACCCGGCUUGAUACCCGUAUCUUUUGUCGAAAUACGCGAUAUGGCGACGGACACCGCUGUCGGAGACGCCUCCGGGGCAAUCAAGAAGGCCGGCAUCCCCAAGGUCGAAGAAUGGAAGAAGAUGGCGGCCGACUACAAGAAUAGCAGCAUCACACUGGGCAAGUUCGACAACGGUGCACCGCAACAGGGCUCCAUCGAGCAAGGAAUGGAACGCAUGAGUCUUCAACAAGGCGGGCGCACCAGUUCACAGAACGGUGCCAACUAUCAGCAGCAGCAGCAGCAACAAGCUAGCUACCAGCAAUCACGCAACUCUCAGCAAGCUGCUCAACCCAGUCCUUACGCCAAACCAGCGUCGCAGCUUUACGCUCCCAUCUCAGCCCGUAUUCCGAGGUAUUGUUUUGCGGAAGACAAGUACUGGUUCGUCAUUGAAGCAGUGCUGGAGGAUGGCCGUCACUGGGAAUUGUCCAGAUACUACGAGGACUUCUACGACUUCCAGAUUGCCUUGCUCACCGAGUUCCCGGCCGAGGCAGGAAACACCGGCACGCAAAAGCGUACACUCCCAUACAUGCCUGGUCCGGUAAACUAUGUGACAGAUCAAAUCACGGAAGGCCGGCUACACAACCUAGAUGCCUACGUUAAGAACCUCCUCGCGCAGCCUGCCUACAUUGCAAGAUGUACCCUCGUCAAGCAAUUCUUCGCCCCCAGAGAAGGCGACUACGAGAUGGACCCCAAUGCGCCGAGCGACGAAUACCGACUAUCGGGCGGCUCGCAGCCUUCAUCGAACGAAUCACCAGCAGAUGCGGCUUCACGACAAUCCUCCAAGAAUAACUUGAAUGGCAAUGGUUACGGUGCUCAGCAACGAGCGAUGGGCCAGCCCGGAAUGAACCGGCAGCCGUCAUCUCUGUCGCAGUCACAGCCUUCUCCUGCCAUCGGCCAGGGUCAAGUUCAAGCCAUGAAGAUCAAGCUCUACUUCAACGGCGAUCUCAUCGCGAUCCGGGUUGCGACAGACAUUUCCUUCCAGCAGCUGUACGACAAGAUUGUGGACAGGCUCAAGAUCCCAGUAGGCGAGGAAGUCCAGCUCUUCUACAAGGACGAACCCACCGGCGACAAGCCCAACCUCAUGAGCGACAACGACUUGGACUACGCCUUGCAAAGGAACGAGAAGCUCCUCCUCUACGUCGAGCAGGUCUAA